Messenger RNA from Penicillium longicatenatum, 1287 nucleotides. Its product is annotated as kynurenine--oxoglutarate transaminase. Bases 1 to 1287 code for a protein of 428 amino acids. Lineage: Eukaryota; Fungi; Ascomycota; Eurotiomycetes; Eurotiales; Aspergillaceae. The transcript is spliced from 9 exons. Gene Ontology annotation, molecular function: L-kynurenine:2-oxoglutarate transaminase activity; pyridoxal phosphate binding. Gene Ontology annotation, biological process: biosynthetic process. The record is from RefSeq and is a predicted model, not a curated record. Gene Ontology annotation, cellular component: mitochondrion; cytoplasm.
AUGUCGGCAACUGCUCCGCGGCCCGAUCCCUUUCGCCCCGCAAAGAGAGUAGCGGGGCAACGACAGGAUGUCUGGUCCAUUGUGAAUGAGGCUGCUGCCGCGUCGCCCGUCCAACCGAUCGUGAACAUGGGCCAAGGGUUUUUUGGCUACAACCCUCCACAGUUUGCGAUUGAUGCUGCAAAGGACGCGCUCGACCGAGUGGAAUGCAACCAGUACUCCCCCACCAAGGGUCGCCCUCGUCUCAAGAAGGCCAUUGCGGAUGCCUAUUCGCCUUUCUUCGGCAGGACUUUGAACCCCGAAACAGAGGUUUCGAUUACAACUGGAGCCAACGAGGGAAUGCUGAGCGCCUUCAUGGGCUUCAUUGAACCCGGCGACGAAGUUAUUGUCUUCGAGCCAUUCUUCGACCAGUAUAUUAGCAAUAUUGAGAUGCCCGGUGGUACGAUUCGCUACGUUCCGCUUCACCCUCCCAAGGACGGUGCCACCAGGACAUCUCCUGCUUCCGAGUGGACGAUCGAUUUUGAGGAGCUGGAAAGCACCAUCAAUUCCAAGACAAGGAUGAUUGUUCUCAACUCACCUCACAACCCUGUCGGCAAAGUGUUCUCGAAAGAGGAGCUCGAACGCAUUGGUGCCCUCUGUGUCAAGCACAACCUGAUUAUUCUGUCCGACGAAGUCUAUGAUCGUCUCUUCUAUGUUCCUUUCACCAGAAUUGCAACUCUUUCCCCCGAGCUGUAUGAGCGUACCCUCACGGUAGGUUCCGCCGGUAAAGCCUUCUAUGCCACUGGUUGGCGUGUCGGCUAUCUCAUCGGACCGGAGCAUUUGAUCAAGUAUGUGGCUGGCGCACACACCCGCAUCUGUUAUAGCAGUGUCUCUCCUCUCCAGGAGGCUGCUGCUGUUGCUUUCGAGCAGGCCGACAAGGUGGGAUUCUGGGAUGAGAGUCGAAAUGACAUGAAGCAGAAGAUGGAGCGCUUCUGUCAGAUCUUUGAUGAGUUGGGUAUUCCGUACUCGGAUCCCGAGGGUGGAUACUUCGUCCUGGCCAAUAUGUCUUCUGUCAAGCUCCCUGCAGACUACCCAUUCCCCCCUCAUGUCGCCAAUCGCCCUCGUGAUUUCAAGCUUUGCUGGUUCUUGAUCCACGAGGUUGGCGUUGCUGCGAUCCCACCCACAGAGUUCUACACCGAUGCCAACACGCACAUCGCUGAGGACUACCUCCGAUUUGCGGUAUGCAAGAACGACGAUGUUCUUGAGAGCGCAAAGGAAAGACUGCGUGGUCUUAAGAAGUAUAUCCAGUGA